AUGUUGGAAGAAAUAAUUGGCAUGAUUUUGUCAUUAUUUUCGCUUGUCUUGGACGAAACACAAAGCGUAUCUUUUCCAGUUCUGAUUAAUAACCCAACAAGUAAUACGGAAGAGUCAGAGGCUGAUGAUGGCAGAUGGCAAUCCUAUAUCAAUAAAGAAUACGGAAACUCUCAUACCAACGAACAGUUAACAGAUUAUACAACGCUUGAUGGUGUUUCGUCUGAGCGGCGGAGUUUUUGGGAGUCGAUUUCGAAAAGUUCGCUUACAACACUAACUGUUACGGUUGCAAUGAUACCGUCAACGGCUGUCAUAAUGGCGUUUCUUUAUGUUGAUUUAAACACAACUGAUCUUUGUUUGGAGUGGCAGUAUCACAAUAACACUUUACCAUUUUCUGUAAAACGACUACGCGUCAUCGGUGACAGUGUUGAAGCGGUGAUAAUCAAUCUUUGGUUUCCGCUAACAAUGGUAAUUCUAUUUGGAUGGAAAGAGUUUAAACUGAGGUUUAUGUCCACUUUUUAUGUUGCUUUUAUCUUCGCAGGAAUGACAAUAAUUUAUUACUUAUUCUUGCUAGUAUUUGGUGUCUACGAUACGAGCGUGUAUUACAGAAUUCCUGGAAAUGUGUUGUUCUUUUCUGGCAUAAUUUGCUGUAGCAUUGUCGUCCUUCGCAAUAUCCGAGCGAACCGAUCGAGAAAUUAUACAUUGUCCUAUUCUAAGCGUCAUAUUUUUGCUUUAGUUUCAGCAGAGUUCAUUGUAUGUUCUGCAGUGGCAUUUAUCUACAGAUACUCUAUAGUGCCUUUUUUUAAUAGCGUAAAACAAGAAAAUUAUAAAUUCAUGGUGGCUGCGAUCGCACCGGCACUGAUCAUCGUCCCUGCGGCGAUUUGUAAACACACAGCGUUGAGACGAAGUUCCGAGGUUGUAGACCCCGGCCGAAGUUUUGUCCUAGUAUACUUUAUCCGAGGUGGUGUCAUACUCUUGUACCGCACAAUGCAAGCAGAUUUGAAAAGCAUUUGGCUUUUUAUUGGGUUAUCUCUGUUCUCUGGUAUUCUGAACUUUUUGGAAAAGGCGACCUAUCGAAUACGGAUGAAAUUGUGGACAUACAUUAUCUCACUUUUGAAUCGAACUGUUUGCUGUCGAAGCCUUAUUGAAUUGCCUCAGAAUACCCCGCAUUAUAGACGGUUAAAAGCAGACUUAGAAAUUCAAGAUAUGCUUUUUGAAUACAGUACACUUGUUUUGAGCCAAG
Molecule: messenger RNA, 1240 nt
Organism: Paramuricea clavata
Lineage: Eukaryota; Metazoa; Cnidaria; Anthozoa; Malacalcyonacea; Plexauridae
Source: the annotation of a GenBank genome assembly